AAUGCUAAAACUUAAUCAUCCGCUCUUCGGAUGAGGUCGUAUGUGUUGAUUACAUUCUUGUGAUUGGUUUGAGAUUAUUAGUUUGUCCUCAUUGCCGGUCGUUUUAGAAAAUUUUGACUGUGAUUGGAAGGUAAAAUGAGAAACUUGUCACACUGUUCUUCGGCUUGGAAUGGGGAUAGUCAAUGCGAGAUUAGCGUCAAGCCGGGACCUUUCGUUACAAUGUGGGCUUUUAAACACAAGUUAAUGGUUUAUAAUCACCCAGACGCUACUCAUUAGAUUUUGGAUCUUGCACGAGAGAAGAAAAAAACGGUCAAAGUCGUUGGUGAAGGUCACUCCCCAUCUGAUAUUGUAUGUACAGAUGAUUACUUGAUAAGUAUGAAGAAGUUCAACAGAUUGGUUGAUGUGAACCAUGAGAAGAAUCAGGUAACAGUUGAAGCUGGAAUAACUAUGAAUGAUCUCAACAAGCUACUCAAGGACAACGGAAUGGGAUUUAGCGUUCUUGGGGCCAUUUCGGGAAUCAGUGUUGGUGGAAUGAUAUCAACAGGAACUCAUGGCACUGGCAAGAAUUACGGAUGCUCUUCCACUCAUGUUGUGGACUUGGAACUCAUGACUGCCAACGGUGACAUCAUCAAGUGCUCCAGGCAGGAGAAGCCAGAGACAUUCCUUUGCGCUUGCUGCAGUCUCGGGAGCCUUGGGGUGAUUCUUCGGGUCACACUCCAGUGUGAACCCGCGUUCAACCUGCUGAGCAAAGUCUACCCUGCAGAACUGGAUGACAUUUUGGAGCAUCUUGAUGUGCACUUGUCAUCCUCUGACCACUUCAGAUUUCAAUACUAUCCGUACACCGGGAAGGUAGAGGUUUUCCAUGACAGUCGCACGGACAAGCCUAUCGAGAAGAAAAAGACAAGUUGGUUUUGGGACACCCUGUGUGGCUUCCACUUGUUCCAGCUGCUGUAUUGGAUCAGUUCUUUCAUACCGUUCCUGGUCAAAUACGUUAAUCACUUCAUCUUUUGGCUGCUGCAUUCUAAACAAGAGGUAUAUGUGGAUUGGGCUCCCUCCGUUUUCAAUUUUAAUUGCCUCUUUGAACAAUUUGUGAAUGAAUGGAGUAUACCUAGGGAGAACACGGCACUAGUUUUGAAAGAACUUCAAGCUUGGAUCAUCAAUAACGACUACCCUGCUCACAUUCCCAUUGAGGUCCGCUUCGUGAAGGGCGAUGACAUCUACUUGAGUCCAGCUUCCGGUCGCGAUGUUACAUAUAUCAACAUCAUCUGUUUCAAGCCCUUUGGUAAAUUCGUCCCCCAUGAUGAAUACUGGCGGGCGUACCAGAAGAUAGCCGCUGAAAAUGGCGGGAGACCACACUGGGCAAAGGCCCAUGGACUAACUGGCAGUGAGCUGAAGACGAAAUACCCUAAGUGGGAUGCGUUUUGUCAAGUUCGGGAAAGUUUAGACCCUGCUGGCAUGUUCUUGAAUGAAAACCUCAAGCGGACAUUCAAUUGAUAUGCAGCAGAACCUCUCUAUUAAGGACAUCCUCGGGACCGACAAGUACUGUCCAUUAUAGAGAGGUGUCCUGAUUAGACAGGUCAAAUUGAGUGGAACAACCAAUUUGGGACAAAAAUAGUGUCUUUAAAAGAAAGGGUGUCCUUAUUAGAGAGGUGCCCGCUAUGGAUGAUUCCACUCUAUUGAACUAUGAUAUUGACUAAUGGACUAUGAAAAUUGGCUUGCAAAACCCACCCGCCACUGACAAUGCAAUGGCACAUGUAAAAGGAUUCCGUGUUUUGUCAGUAGGGGGGGUUGUACCAGUCUCGGGGGCUAUGGAGGGCAUAUUUUCAAGUGACUGUGGCUUGACAUGACUGAAGGGCAGAGACAUGUAUUCAUCCAUGACCGGAAGUGUGGCACAGUCACAUAGAGCUUAUCAAAAUGUCAAGUUGUGGUAAAUACAUGGCUGGGAUGGACCAAAGUGGAAUUAAUUCUCAAUCUGUGGUUGAUUCUUAAUCUACAGAGUCAGGCCAUCACAGAAAUAUGCUUUUUGAUAAUAUAUUUAAGAAAAUGUGGUCUCACUGGUCAGUUUAGAACUUGUACUUUUGACAGGGCCAUAUCAAUGCGCCAGUGACGUUUUGAUGGAUAUGGUGUACGGAAAUCUCUUUUUCUGAGGCAAUCGGUAUUGGAAUGUUUUUAAACUUUAUUAUGCUAUUGGCAAAGGGUUCUUCUUGACACAUAUAAAAUUUUGUGCAGAUUGAUUGGUCCAAUGAGUACUUUUUUUACCAAAACUUAUGCACAACAAUGUACACGUAAUGUACACAGGUUUUAAUAGAGGACUCUGGCCUUAAGCAGGGUGUACACUAGUAAAAUAAUAGCAACAUUUUACCAACAAUUUUGCAACAAGCCCUUCAAGGCCCUGUGUACACUAGUAAGAAAAUAGCAACAAAUUAGCAACAUUUUUACAACAUGUUGGUAAAUUGUUGCAAACUUUUUUGUGGGAACAAAAGGCCUGUGUACACUAGUAAAAUAUUAGCAACAUUUUUACAACAUUUCCAGUUGCAACAAAUGUUGCAAAAAUGUUGCGUAGUGUGUACAGAGCAUUAAGAGAUAAAGAAGCCUCUAAGUAUUGAUGUAGUACGUUGUAACAAUGCCUUAAAUUUGUUGGCAUCAAAUUGGAGGUUGUGACAUUGUCCCUGCCCUGGAUGGUCUGUCCGAGGACAGAUUGUGACAAAUGUCACAACCGACAGGUAUCAUUAGCAUUUAUAAGCCCAACCUCCGUGCCAUAUUUAGAUCACAUCUGUAUGUAGUAUCAGCCAAUCAUUGCACGCUUGUAUUAACCCCAUGUUCUUUACAUUUAUGGUGAUAAUAAAUCGGGAGUUAUUUUGGUUGUAGCAC
Molecule: messenger RNA, 2871 nt
Organism: Lineus longissimus
Lineage: Eukaryota; Metazoa; Nemertea; Pilidiophora; Heteronemertea; Lineidae
Product: L-gulonolactone oxidase-like
Exons: 11
Coding region: 376-1494 (372 amino acids)
Cellular component (GO): membrane
Molecular function (GO): D-arabinono-1,4-lactone oxidase activity; FAD binding
Source: RefSeq, a predicted model, not a curated record